Molecule: messenger RNA, 1029 nt
Organism: Cucurbitaria berberidis CBS 394.84
Lineage: Eukaryota; Fungi; Ascomycota; Dothideomycetes; Pleosporales; Cucurbitariaceae
Exons: 2
Coding region: 1-1029 (342 amino acids)
Source: RefSeq, a predicted model, not a curated record
AUGCACUUGUCACCCCUUAGCCUGGCCCUUGUCUUGCUCGCUCGAACGACCCUCGCACAGUCUGGCUUGUGCUUCUGGCCAAAUGGCACAGUGCUUCCCGAUGAACGAAAUUACAACGAGUACCAACCUUGCACAUCCGGUCCGUCAAGGGUUUGUUGCGGCACCAACCGACCCAAUCCAGCUGGCGGUGAUCCGGGCAAAGGCUUUACGGCAGACGAAUGCCUACCCAAUGGUCUCUGUCAAAACCGCGUUACAACGAAUGGUGUCGGGAAGACAUCUUGGUGGAUAGACUUUUGCGCCGAUAGUGAUCCUAACAGUAGCAACUGCCUCCACGUAUGCGACCAAUCGAGAAAUAGUUUUGGAAACACGCCCUUGACACCGUGUACGGGACGAGCGGAUAGCGAUCGGUGGUGUUGUGGUGGUGACAACGCCUGCUGUACAAGUAAUGUUGGGGUUGUGAAAUUAGCACAGGUCCUGGGCGGUGCACUUUCGUCGAGUGUCGUGAGCUCAGCGACUUCGAGAGCGACUUCGAGAGCUUCUUCAGCCGCUUCAUCGGCCUCAGCGGCUGCAAGUUCAGCGUCGGCCUCAGCGUCAACGUCAGGUACAGGAGCAUCUGCCACAACUACUUCAGCGACACCCGAACAAACCAAGAAGAAGUCUGGGCUUUCUGGAGGCGCAAUUGCUGGCAUUGUCAUCGGUGCUAUCGCUGGCCUAGCAUUGCUCGCAGCUGCCAUUUUCUUCGCUCGAAGAGCCGCGAUAUAUAAGAAAAAGGCAGCAACUACAGGGACACCGAACUACGUGGAAGCCCCAGCGACAGCAGGGUCAUCGAGCUAUGUGGAAGCCCCGGCGAAUAACUACCCGCCGCAGUACCCAGGUCAAGGAUACACCGGGCCCGGAUCGGAGAAGUACGCAGGGCAAAACCAGCAUGCUCAAGGGUUUGCCCAUCUUGCCGAGCUGCCUCCUGCGCCACCGAGUGAACUCCCUUCAGGCGAUUACCCGGCAUCAGCACCGCAUCUUCCACAUAAGUAA